CGACGGCAGUCAACAUAUGGUUUCUAGAGUCCCAAUUAUUACCAUUGUAGGCAUUGGUGGUAUGGGUAAAACAACACUUGCCCAACUUGCCUUCAAUGAUCAUAAUGUGAAAACUCAUUUUAAUAAGAGAAGGUGGAUAUAUGUGUCUAAAUCUUUUGAUAAAGUGAAGGUAGGCAUAGAAAUUCUUAAAGAAGUUGGUGGGAACAAUGAUAUACAUAUCCCCUAUGGCGGAAAUAUUUCAUGGGAAGUUGUGUGUCAUCAAUUGUUUACCUCUAUAUCCCGUGAGCCUUUUCUACUUGUGCUAGACGAUGUGUGGGAUGUGAAUGCCAUGGAGUGGAAUCCAUUCAAGCAUUUUCUUAGAUUUGUUUCUCCAAAAAGUAGAAUUAUUGUUACAACAUGCAAUCAGAGGGUUGCAGACAUGAUGGAUAGAACAAAUGUCCAUAGGUUAGGAACAUUGUCUGAUGAAAGUUGUUGGUCAUUGUUGAGGUAUCAUGCCUUUGGUGGAGGGAAAAAAGAUGAGUGCAAGAAAUUGGAAGAAAUUGGCAUGAAACUCGUAAAGAAGUGUAAUGGAUUUCCUCUUUUUGCAAAGACAUUAGGAAGUCUUUUAUAUUCCAAAAAGUUGAAAAAUGAUUGGCAAUAUGUGUUGGAAAAUGAUGCAUGGAGGUUAUCCCGUUUUGAUAAAACAUUCUUGUCGGCUAGGUUACAAAGCUAUUAUGGUGAUUUGCCCUCUCAUUUGAAACAGUGCUUUGUGUAUUGUUCUCUCAUCCCAAAAGGUUACUUAUUUGGCAAAUUACCCACAAUCAGAGAAUGGAUCGCACAAGGAUUUCUUAGUGACAAGUCAGAAGCGAGCGGUGGAGAUUUGGAUGAAGUAGGUGAUGAUUAUUUCAAUGAUUUGGUCAUGUGCUCAUUUUUUCAAAAAGACGUUAGAUAUUCGAAAGGUAAAUUUGAAUAUUACCAAAUGAAUGAUCUUGUCUAUGAUUUUGCAAAAUCCCUUGUAGAGAAGGAAUGCUUCGUUUUGAAGAUUAAAGAUACUAAUGCUCAGGAGUUGAGCUUUACUGAAGUCCGCCAUUUAUUUCUAUUAAUAGAAAAGACAAAUAUGAUUCCUUCUUUCAUUCACAAGGCAACGAAGUUGCGCACCCUUAAAAUCAAUGGACAGAUUCCUUUAGUUUCUUCUGAGCUAUUUUGUCACUUAACAUGUUUGAGGACACUAGAUUUGGGGGGUACUUACCUUGAAGAGCUUCCAAAUGAGAUAGAGAAAUUGGUACAUCUAAAAUACCUCAACUUGGCCGGGGCAAGGGUUAGAGAACUACCUGAAACACUGACUAGUAUGUACAAUUUGCAAGUACUGGAACUGUCCGCAUGCAAGAAUCUUUUCAAACUACCUGAAGGGAUUGGGCGAAUGGUCAAUUUGUUAAAUCUUGAUUUGACAGAAACUCUUAGACUGAGCUACUUACCAGAAGGAUUUGGGAGAUUAAGUAGGCUAUGUGGUUUGUCAGACUUCAUUGUUGGUGGGGUAAAAGGAGGAGGAUGUAAGAUUGGAGAAUUAAAAGAUCUUAACUUCUUAAAAGGUUCUCUACGUAUAAAAGGUUUGGGGAGAGUGGAAGAUGAAAAUGAGGCUAAGAUGGCAUGCUUGGUGAAUAAGCAUCACCUUCGUGCGGUGCAUUUCUAUUUUAGCCAAUCUACUAGUCUUUCACGAGUUAAUGAGGAUAUCAUUGAUGUAGAUGAAGAUGAAGAUGAAGAAGAAGUUGAUGGGAAAGGUAAAACAAAAGAAGAAGAAGGAGAAGAAGAAAUUUUUGGAGGAGAUAUGUUAUCGAGGAGGAUGAAGGAUGUGCUAGAAAGUCUCCAACCGCACCCAAACCUUGAGAAACUAAAAAUUAGGGACUACCCUGGGGCCGAGUACCCCAAUUGGAUGGGUAGUAAUGCAGACGUCAUGUUCUUUUCCAAUCUUAUUUUCUUGGAACUUUCUAGGUGUAGUAACUGUAAGCAAUUGCCUCCAAUUCUAAAGAAACUACCAUUCCUUGAAACCCUUGUACUUGCUAAAAUGGGUAAAGUGAAAUCCAUAGGAGUUGAGUUUUUUGCCAUUGACAAUGCUACAGAAAGUCUACCAAAAAAAGACAGUGCUAUAGGAAGUGACAAUAAGGUUGACAUUAUAUUCCCAAAGUUGAAAGUAUUUCAGUUGGAUGCGAUGUGGAAUUUGAAAGAGUGGGAUAUGGGAGUUCAAUAUGGGAAAAAGUUUAUCUUUAUGCCGUGUCUCCAGUAUCUUCUACUUAUUGAAUUGCCCAAGUUAAAGUCCUUUCCACCGCACCUUACCCAAGCUACAUCCCUGAGGAAGUUGUUCAUAUGGGAGUGUCCAAAGUUGACUUGGAUGCCAUCUCCAUCCUCUCAUCUUCCUUCUCUGGACGUUGAAGAGUUGGUUUUAAAAGAGAAUGCAGGUUCAUUUUCAAAAACAUUUGUAUCAAACAACCACAUGUUUCUUCCAAAGCUCAAGUUACUGUGUGUGAGAAAAUCACCUUACUCAUCGUUACCUGAAGGCUUAGGGCAACUCACAUCACUUCAGAUUCUGGAUAUUCGAACCUGUUCUAAGAUCAAGUCAAUUCCUGAGAGGGAGUUGCAGCAUCUCACUGCACUCCAAGAGUUGAAGAUCAUGAGAUGUCGUAACUUGAAACUAUGCUUCCUAAAGGAGAUAUGUGAGAAUUGGAGCAAGAUAUCCCACAUCCCAAAAAUCUUUAUUGAUGGGGAGAAGAUCGAACAAGUGGUAACUUCCAGACUAACAAGAGAUGGAGGAAAAAGAAGUGGACAAGACACAAUAGAUCAUAUACUUGAUGAAAGAUAAUCGAGAGUACCCGGCCUCUUCAACUCCUCCGUUGGAAUUCUCAACAUAGAAUCCACUGUCUACCAUUUGAUGAUCAGAGGGAGAGAGAAAUAGUACAAUUCUGUCAUCUCUUCUCAGGGAUUUGAGGUUCAAGGUAUCAGAGAAAUCGAAUGCUCAAUACCUAAUGCUUGAGCUGAUGUUGGAUGAAAACAAACGUAGCCUCCAUCAUCAUCACUAAGAUCAGAGCUUACUCUGCUUGUCAAGGUUUUGAUUCUAAGGAUCUAUAUGAUCGAUGCUUUUACUCUUCUGCACAUCAAAUCUCAAAUGCCUAAGAAUUUCGAAAUUCAAUUGUGAACAAUCCCUUUUGCCCACUACCAAAAUCUCAUGUGCCAUCAUGGUGAAUGCCACAGGCAUGGAAGUAAGCAUGCAAUCCAAUGAUCUGUGUUCAUGGCUGGCUCUGUGUUAUUGAGAAGCUAGAAGUUAGAGGUUUGUUUUAUAAGGGUAAAACAAAUCGAUCAAUCUUCUUGCUACUUAUUUGCUGUAUCUGUUCAUUUUAGAACCUUGUCUACAAGUAAUCCAUUUGUUGUCCUUCCAGUUUUGGCAACCAGCCAGCUGCCAGCGAGACUUCUUACUACAUUGAACGAUCUGGAGAUCCUGAAACUGAGAUUUAUUUACAGACUUUUCAUAUCUCAGUGAAUCUCGGUGGCUGUGUCUUGCAAGAAGCUCCCCUAAUUUACAGCAACCCCAGAUCAAUAUUUUAAAGACUUCUUUAACCCGGUGCAGUUUUCUCGGUUAGGAUUUGGUUUCUUCUGAAAUCAUCGAGCAAGCAGCCGUGGAAGCCCAAUCAUCCAUUCCGCACCUUCCUAUUCUCAUCCACAGCAGAACUCAGAUGUUGCUAGAGGCCGAGGAGGUCCAGUCAUGGUUACAUCAUCCUCCCGACCUUCAUCAUCUUCAACCAUGGAUCUUCUCAGCCUUUAUGAAUAUGGUGUUGGGAUUUUUUAUUCCUCACCUUGUUAUGUGUCUCUCGAAUUCUUGAACUAUUUUGAAGAUUGACUCGCCCGGACAAAAUUUGGUGGCAACCCGACUUAGAGGAGUAUUGAUAUGUUAUAAUGUUUUGUUGUGUAAGUGAGAUUUGGAGCUUUUCGUGUUAGGGUUUCUAGGCGAGUGUUCUUACCGCGAGUUUGAAUGUUCUUGAGAGAUCUCCAUUGUAAUUUUUCUUCCAACUUAACGAAUCAUUUUCUUCUUUACCCGAGGACGUAGCACAUCACAUUGGUGUAUGAAACUCGUUAA
Messenger RNA from Macadamia integrifolia, 4102 nucleotides. RefSeq names its product putative disease resistance protein RGA3. The record is from RefSeq and is a predicted model, not a curated record. Gene Ontology annotation, biological process: defense response to other organism. The coding region runs from base 17 to 2833 and encodes 938 amino acids. Gene Ontology annotation, molecular function: ADP binding. NCBI's taxonomy places the organism in Eukaryota, Viridiplantae, Streptophyta, Magnoliopsida, Proteales, Proteaceae. The transcript is spliced from 5 exons.